GAAAUCUGUAUCUAAAUCUUUCCAAUACUUUCACCAGGGAUCUGUCCCUUAGUGUAAUACAGGAACGAUACGGCCAUAUUCGAAAUAUAAAAGGAAUCAAAAAACUAGCAGUGAGUAACACAAUAUCUAAUGAUUGCGUCAGCAACCCUGAAAAAAAUUCUUGUAACGGUCAAACACGUUUGAAUACAUACACGAACGAACCGUGAUUAUUUCUGUAUACAUUCUCACUCAUAUGUAGAUAUUUAAGCAAAGAAAUUGUAUAUGUAGAAUGGAAAAGCCAGCCAUGAAUGCAUGAACUAAUAGAAAGAGACAGAGAACAAGACAUCCCUCAAUAGUCUCAAUGCAAGGCUGCGUUCAGAUUCCCCACCAGGGUGCACCCAGACAUCAUUCUAUCCUUGUUUAACAUUUGGUAAACAACAAAGAUAAAACAUCAUGGUGCACCCGGGUGAGGAAUCUGAACGCAGCCCAAGAGAAAGAAAUACUUCCCCACUUAGCUACAUUCAGCUCAAUGCGCGCCCACCAUUACACAAGGAUAAAGAUAACGGCGUUUUAGGAACGGGUGCCAAAUUAAUGGAGAAAAAUCCAUUUCGUGAAUUAGUGAUCAGACAUCAGAUGAAGUGGGCAGCCGAUUUUACGGAAAAGCGGCAAUUUUAUUGGUUACACGUUUCUCGAACCGAGAUCUCGGGCCGAGUUCUAGCAUCGUGGACACAAGGCUUAAUACAUAGCAUAUACGAAAUACGAAACUGCCUAUCUGCGCAAUGUGAUUGAGGAAACUAUUAUGGAAAUUAUUAGCGGUUAUU
This is a messenger RNA of Solenopsis invicta (red fire ant), 800 nucleotides long. RefSeq lists its product as uncharacterized. Bases 433 to 768 code for a protein of 111 amino acids. The record is from RefSeq and is a predicted model, not a curated record. NCBI's taxonomy places the organism in Eukaryota, Metazoa, Arthropoda, Insecta, Hymenoptera, Formicidae. The transcript is spliced from 3 exons.